Molecule: messenger RNA, 1056 nt
Organism: Opisthocomus hoazin
Lineage: Eukaryota; Metazoa; Chordata; Aves; Opisthocomiformes; Opisthocomidae
Source: RefSeq, a predicted model, not a curated record
AUGGCCUUUGAACAGCAAGAACCGCUUUUCAUGACGAAUCCAGGCUUUAAACCCAAGAACUUGUGGGGCUUCUUGGGACGCGGGGUGUCUUCCAAACUGGUUCUGAUCAUCAGGGAUGCAGUUGGAAGCCAUUUCGCGCUGCUGCACCAAGCCACAUGCACACGUAUGUGUGUUCACAUGCCGACACGCACGCCAGCUGCCGUGCCAGACUCUCCCCUGCUCGAGAAGACCGGCGUCCCGUCGGGCAGGGCCAAGCUGAGCGCAGCACCUCGCACGAACAUCGGUGAUUACCCCAGACUAGGAAGCCAUGUUUCCAGGUCUGUGUCUCCCACUACGACAUCUCAGAUACAAGCCAGGAAGAAGCGGAGAGGGAUCAUUGAGAAGCGGCGCCGUGACCGUAUCAACAGCAGCCUCUCCGAACUGCGGCGCCUGGUGCCCACCGCCUUCGAGAAGCAGGGAUCUUCCAAGCUGGAGAAGGCAGAAAUUCUACAAAUGACAGUAGAUCACUUAAAAAUGCUUCAUGCCACCGGAGGAGCAGGCUUCUUAGAUGCUCGAGCUCUGGCCGUGGAUUACAGGAGUAUCGGCUUCCGUGAAUGUCUCACUGAAGUUGUCAGGUACCUGGGCAUCCUCGAGGGCCAAAACGCCGCCGACCCCAUCCGGCUGCGGCUCCUCUCCCACCUGAAUAAUUACGUGGCAGAAAUGGAGCCAUCGCCUGUGGCCACUUCCCUCCUGCCCAUCCAGACGUGGCCGUGGUCCUUCCUCCACAGCGCUGCUGGCCCCGUGCAAAUCCCCAGGAGGGAGGCUGCUCCCGCUCCGGUUGUUUUGACUGCAUCUUCCCUGGUUUACCCAAGCCCUGCUGUGAGGCCAGCCCCGCUUCGCCGUGUCCCCAGCGACAUGCUGCCCUCCCGCCUCUUCUCGCCAGCCUCCGCCGGCGUCCCCGUUCCACCGGCUUACACAGCACCUCCCGCCUUGGGCGCUGCCACGCAGGGACCCGGGAUCAGGGUUGGGACAUCCAGGAUCUGCCGCUCCUGGGCAACCGAAAUCGGGGCUUUCUGA